AUGGUCCUCGGUUCGCGCUACCGAGUCAAAGAUGCUGCCCUCCUUCAUCUCUUACCGUGGGUCCUCGUCGUGGCGAUGAUUUUCGGCCCGAGCGGCCUCGUACGCCUCUUUUCGUUACUCUGCACCUUCGGUUUCAUCCCGGCCUUUGCGUCGUCGGGAUACGCUGACGACAUCCUGGGCCACUAUUUUGACGUGGCACCUGGCUCAGACCCGGGGACUUGGGUCCAUGGAAUGCUCAACCCAAGGCGCAACCGCGCAUUCCGCUCAGACCCGCCGAUAGAUUUCAAAUUCACACUCGACGAUGACGGCGCAGGGGUCUUUGAGUUGAUCAAUCACAGAGAUGGCGAGGGGAGGCUGUUUGGUGCGAUUCGGACCAAAGCUCCUGUCGGCGCUGCGGGCACGUCGUACAGUUUGCGGACAUCCCUGAGCCGGAUUUCCACAGGCGCCACAGUCAGUUCCCUCGACUUCAUCGUUGAGGUCAAAGACACACCCAUGAUCGAGGUGAUCAGGACUCGAGCGCUCGAGUGGGCGUUCACGGAGGAUAAACUGUGGGGACGAAACGAGCCCUCCGAGUCUGCUUUGGAAACGCAGGUGAGCUAUGUAGAAAACAACGGCGGCGAACUGAGAAAUAAUGACCUAUACGCCUGGUCCAAGUAUCAGAAGAGAACAAAGAGUACCCUGGCCGACAAAUGGAUACAAGCGGUGGAGGAUUUGGGGGCGCUCGGAUGGGCGUAUCUGGAUCGACCGAAAGCCUGGAAGUGGGAGCAGAGCGCCGAAGUGGGACAGAAUGCAAUGAACCCACUGGACUCGCAGUUGAAGACAAGGGUUGGUGCAGCGAUCAAAACGGCGAUCGUCGCUCUCGCGGAGGCGAUCCCCGUCGAUGCCACGGACGUCUUCGACUCAGGCGACCUAUCGUCGCUGUCGCAUAACGGAAAGGACUAUCAUGGCGAGGGAUUCGCUGGUAGGCCAACCAUGAACACCUUGUCAUACAAUCAGGUGACACAUCAGUGGGAGUUUACUGAUGCGGUAGGGCUAGCCGUUAUGGCGGUUGGACAGGACCUUCACGCUGCCGCACUGAACGGGAACGCCAACGCUGUGGCUGCCAUGGAUGCAAUUGUCCGCCUCGGUACGCCGAACUUUGCUCUCACCGAGAACCGCCGAUGGAUCGACAAUCCGAAGACGCCGGGGCGGGCAAGGUGGGGCGACCUGCUGAGCAAUCAUGCGCAAGGUGUGUGGAUGGAUGCAAAUUUGGCGCAUAGGCUCAGGGCUUGGAUCGCCUUUGCGAUUGCGGCAAACGACUACAACCGUCCGGCAACAUACGUGGAUUAUUGGCACGACGACUUCGACUUCAGCGCGAUUCGAUACGAAGGAUCGGAUGCAUCCUCGCCGCCGACCUCGAUUCCCGAUGGAUUUAGGCUUAUACCAGGAUUUAAAAACGAAGGGGUGUUCGGCGACGUCACCGCCCUUCUUGGAGGCGGAUAUGUGCGCCCUCGCCGGAGAGGUCUGAGUGGUUAUUUGCCUGAUGGCAUCAUCUCGCAUCACACCGAUUACUGCCAAGACGCCGCUAUGUUUGCAUACGGUUUCGAGUGGCUUCUGGAACCACUUAAGGUGGCCCGGAUUUUCAAGGGCACACCGUUCGCGCUGGCCUCUGCGGCGCUCGCCGUUCCCGCUCGGUGGCUGGUGUACUCGUACUCAAGGAUCGUCUUCAAGGGCGGGAUUGACAUCGCGCUGAUUGGUCGCGAGUAUCAUGCCGAGACGUGCUGGACAUUCUGGAACAAGCGAGCCAUUCCAGCGGCAAAAUACCUCGUUCAGGACCAUGCCUCUGCUCUUGACAGCGACGUUCUGACCACGCUUCAGACGUGGAUCAGCGGCGAUACCAUCAACGGACCUCCGCAGGAAACGAGCCUCGGGAACACGGCGUUUUUCAACUCUGACGUUAUGGUGCACAGAGCAUCAGAUGCAGGCACCGGCGACGAAUGGUACAUCUCGGUCCGAUUCAAGACGUCGAGGACGCAAGGUAACGAAGAUUUCGAAAGCACGGGAAAGUCGUGGCACAUGGGCAGUGGCAUGUUGCAGGUCAAGGUGUUCGGAGAUGAGUACGAUCUUGUCAGGGCUCGAAUGGAUUGGCAUGUGAUGCCCGGGGUCACGGAGGAGUGGAGGACAGACAGUAUAUCCAAGUCAUCCGAGGGUCGAUGCGGCGGGUCAACUUAUGGCGGGUCCGUGUCAGACGGUGAAGUCGGUGCUGCUGCCAUGCAUUACACUCCUCACGCCGCCGACGACGACGAUUACUCGGUUACAUCUGCUGAUAAGGCUUGGUUUUUUGGAUCUUUUGGUGCAGUGGCUCUUGGUCGCGGCAUCAACCGUGCCAAAACGGGACAAGGCAACGAGAUUGUAACGACCCUCGAGCAAGCGAGAUGGCGCGGUCCGGUGACCAUCCAGGUAGGCUCCUCAGGGUCAAGCUUAACCCUGCCACACGAUCUAAACAGUGGGUGCUCGGAGGAUCGAACAAUUCCUGCAGGUGAGACGGCAUUUUUGCAUCAAGGCGGCGUGGGGUACGUGAUUGUUGCUCCUGCUUCAUCGAGUGUCACGCUCUCAAUCCGAUGUGGCAACAAUGUCAUCGCAACAGAUUCGUCCAUGGCAGGAAAGUCCAGCUGGGGCGAUCGCACUGACCCAGAGAAUAGAGAUAGGUGGGACCCUGAUGCGGGUGAUUGGUACAAGAGUGACAGACCGUUCUUGGCGGUGUUGAAACACGGCACGGCUCCUGCAGACGCAGCUUAUCAAUAUGCCGUGUUGCCCGCGAUGAAGAUUCUCGAUGCCGCAGCGAAGGCUCGCGCCUUCGCAUUCUUUGGCUCUGAAGUACAAGUGAUACAGAACGACGCAAGCGCUCAAGCUGUAGUUUUCCCGCCCACGGGAGACUUCAGGACGUUCCAGUGCGCGUUCCUCAGCGCAAAUGAGGAUGUUGUCGCGCCGCUGUCGUCAUCCUUGACCUUUACUGUGAGCGUCGAUCGUCCUGCGAUCGUUCAGGUGAGAACAUUAUCCGAUGGGAGAUUCGGCCUUGCCGUAGUAGACGGUAUCGCGGAUAAGACGGCUCGAGUGUUAAAAGUUCACCUCGGACAGGGCGAACUUUUGGAACCAGGAUCCUACCCUUACGCGCUGCCGGGUGUUGAACCAAAAACUGCAGUGGACGCCGUGGACGUCUCUCAAUCGGGAGGCCGCACCCUAAUAUCCUUCGGUCUUCCGGAUGCCACAGAUGACGCGGUGUAUGGAUAUCAGGGUGAACUUUACGUCGGAGCGCCUGUGUCUGUCAAGGUACCAAAACUUGGAGGACCAUGCGACGCGUCUGCAUCCCCCACAAACGGAGGUGUGGGCGACUGCACUAACUCCUUGGCGAGCGGCUCGACGUGCCAGCCGACGUGCAACUCGGGGUACACCGUAUCAGGGACAUCAUCGUGCAGUGCUGGGACCCUGACCGCCGCGACGUGCUCCGCAAACUCGUGCACUGCCUCUUCUGUCUUGAGCAAGGACGGGUCUGACGGAGUGUUUUACUGCAUCAAUGGCGGCACUGUUGGCGGAACCACAGGGUCAUGCACCUGCACUUCAUGUAAUGAAGGAUACGGAGGUGCGAGCUGCGAGACUGCCGGCGCUUGCUCUACCUCUACGGACCCAAGCAAAGAUGGAGCCGAUGGAAGCUUCUAUUGCAUCAACGGCGGCACCGUGGGCGGAACUGCUGGAUCUGGAUCGUGCACGUGCACGUCAUGCAACUUGGGAUACGAAGGCUCGAGCUGCCAGACCGCCAGUGCGUGCGCAGCCUCUGCAGUCUCGACGAAGGACGGGAGCGACGGCACCUUCUACUGCAUCAACGGCGGGACUAUCGGCGGCACCACCGGGGCGUGCACUUGCACAGGAUGCGACGCAGGAUACGGCGGCGCGAGCUGCCAAACCAUUGGAGCAUGCACGGCCUCAACAGUAGCAAGCAAGGAUGGGUCCGACGGAGAGUUCUACUGCAUCAACGGCGGAACCGUCGGCGGCACCACCGGGGCGUGCACGUGCACAGGGUGCGAUACGGGAUACAGCGGAACGAGCUGUGAGACUGAAGCUGCUGCUGCGGCGGCCGAGGCGAUCGCAACACCGCCGCCUGCUCCCGGGUCCACGCCUCCUGCCGGGUCCACGCCUCCUGCCAACUCCGCUGCGACGCCCGCAGGUGAAGCGAUGACAAACACGACCAACGGGGCAUGCGGCGCAGAUGGAAGGUGCGUCUGCACUUGCAUCCGCAAAAAAUGCGAGGCUCCCGCUGGUGCAAUCUCAGGGGCGGUGCUCGGAACGUUCUUCGGAGCCGCGCUCAGCGCCGCGAUACUCGUUUACGUCUACAGACACGGCAAGGACGUCGGUAAACGGAGGUUGACCAAAUAUUUGAGCGGCCCAGGUGGCGGAGGAGGUCCUUUUGGAUCUCCGUCAUACAGGUCCGGUCUUGCUCCCGACCGCGUCCCUGAAUAUCUUGAGAACGUAUCCGUAAGGGGGCCGAUGCAGAUUUAUGAGGUUGAAACUCCGCAGAAGUCGGGAAAGCAAGAGAACGGCCAGCGCAGGAAGGAUGACUUCGGAGGAAAUCUGCCUCCCCUGUGAGCCAUCUAUGACUUUCUCAUGAUGCCCCCCUCGCCGCCUCCACCCCCCGUCUCUUCGCCGCCACUGUCGCCUCCGCCGCCAAACCUCAUCAAAGACGACGACGACCACGCAUCCACACACCAAGGCUUCUUCCUCCUCCUUACCAUAACCGCCCUAAACUUUAUCUUGUAAUAUGAACGGUAAAUGUCUUCGCAAAU
Messenger RNA from Micromonas commoda, 4817 nucleotides. RefSeq lists its product with no specific name. Gene Ontology annotation, molecular function: lyase activity; carbohydrate binding. The transcript is spliced from 2 exons. Gene Ontology annotation, cellular component: extracellular region. Lineage: Eukaryota; Viridiplantae; Chlorophyta; Mamiellophyceae; Mamiellales; Mamiellaceae. Gene Ontology annotation, biological process: carbohydrate metabolic process. The record is from RefSeq and is a predicted model, not a curated record. Bases 1 to 4620 code for a protein of 1539 amino acids.